AUGAGAUCAUGUCUUUCCAGAGAAAUCCCACUAAUGCCUUCAUUCUGUGAACCUGGUAUAUAUAGAGGGACGUUUCCCGCAAACGCCACUGUGCAGUCCAACAAAGACCUCACUGUCACCUCACAGUGACUGCACUGUCUCCUCUCCACCUCCAGGCUUGCAGCAGCAGCAGCAGCAAAGACGACCAUGGAUAUUACCAUUCAGCACCCCUGGUUCAAACGUGCUCUUGGACCCUUUUUCCCAAGCCGUUUGUUUGACCAAUAUUUUGGAGAAGGUUUUUUCGAAUAUGACUUCCUGCCUUUCUUUUCCUCGACCAUCAGCCCAUACUACAGGCAAUCGUUCUUCCGCACUUUUCUGGAGUCAGGUGUUUCCGAGGUGAGAUCUGACCGGGACAAGUAUACAAUCUAUUUGGAUGUAAAACACUUCUCCCCUGAAGAUUUGAGCGUGAAGGUUAUUGAUGACUUUGUGGAAAUUCAUGGGAAGCACAAUGAAAGACAGGAUGACCAUGGGUACAUUUCCCGUGAAUUCCACCGUCGGUACCGCUUCCCUUCCAAUGUGGACCAAUCAGCUUUUGCCUGCUCUCUCUCUGCUGACGGCAUGCUGACCUUCUCUGCUCCCAGGGUCCAGUCCAACACAGACCCCAGCCAUAGUGAGAGACCCAUUCCCGUAACCCGUGAAGAGAAGCCCGCGGCUCCUUCUUCUUAGGCUGAACCCACUGCUGCUGAAGCAUCCAGGCUGUCACCACUUGCAGGCCUCAUUCACAAAGCCAGUACAUAGAUAUCAGUGAAUAUCUAGAAGGAUUUCUCUCUCUCUCUUUUUGGUUCUAAUUUUUCUCUUGAAUGGAAUGAGAGGCUAGGAGAGCAGCUAGAGGAAUUUGAAGCUUAUCCCCCUCACAAAUACACACAUACAUUGCAGUGCCAUGAAAGACAUGGUGCAGGGCUGAUGUACUUGCUGAAGUGAUCCAGAUGCUGUGCUAGGUUUGAGAACAUCUGCCAAGACCAAAUACAGGGCCAACCAGAAAGUGUUAGCUCUCAAUUGUUCAACUUGAGUUUGUUGCUGCAAAAACAAUGAGGCAGAGUCCUUCUAUCCUAAAAUAAGUAAGAGGCAGGAAUGAUCAAGAGCUAAAAUGAUCAGUGGUGGGUGGAUUGGGGAGUGGGGAGAGGGCUUGGAUGGCACUUCGAAAGAAUGUACCAUGCAUUCCUUUAAACAAAGUAAAAGCAAAAAGGGUUUGGACUUUGUAGCAUUUCUUCUGCACAGCUGAUAUUUCUUAAAGUAAGACGUAUAUCCAUUUAGAUAACAUCUGCUCUAGUGUUGUCUUCCCUUAGUGGCAACGGAUGCAAUGACAAGCAUGCUCAUCGUGGUGCUGUGGCUUCAAACCCCUCCAAAGCUCUUCCCAGGCCUGCGUGUAUCACACCAUCUUCCUUAAACUUGCUGUAAAUCUAACAUAGCUCCACCUGUUUUACUGAUAUCUGGCACACAAUCUGAGAACUCAGUCAGUGGCAGUCAAUAAAGAAACGUGAAACAAGCAA
Messenger RNA from Anolis sagrei ordinatus, 1529 nucleotides. RefSeq names its product crystallin alpha A (gene CRYAA). Lineage: Eukaryota; Metazoa; Chordata; Lepidosauria; Squamata; Anolidae. The record is from RefSeq and is a predicted model, not a curated record. Gene Ontology annotation, molecular function: structural constituent of eye lens. Gene Ontology annotation, cellular component: nucleus; cytoplasm. Gene Ontology annotation, biological process: negative regulation of apoptotic process; lens development in camera-type eye; response to heat.